CUCCUAUGCGUUUGAAGUAACAACUGACGUAAAUAAAGAAUGGUGUAAUUAAAAUUAAAUGUCUGUCUAUAUUUUUUCUUUUUCGCAAACAGGAAACUUUUGUGCUGAUAAUUUUAAAAGUAGGAUAUGAAAAUAAAAUUAAUCAAUAAUCUGUUUCGAUAUGCGUGCGCAUUGUUACGUUUAUUGAAAUUAAAUAUCGAAUUGAUAGAAAAAGUUGUGUAAAUAGUAUAAAAAUAGAUUUAUUGCUUUCAAAUAACCAAGAAUAAUGUGGAUAUGCUUUUAUAAAUACAAUAUAUGCCUAUACACAUCAUGUACGACCUGAAUAAUAUCUUGGAAUAGUACACUGAAGUUUUUCUAGUAGUCUGAAUUCUGAAUUAUAAUGGGUUCGUCAACAAUACCUGUUUUACUAGUCACAGCAAAUGUUGGCUCGAUAUUUGAGGAUCCGACUACAAUGCUAAAAGUAUGGAGUGAAGAAUUUUUAUCAACAGUUUCCAAACUUGAUCCAAAAUUUAUCGCUUUACAUUGCCAGGAAGUUGGUGGAAAAAACUAUGAACUUAGUAUGAAACAUGUAGAAAAUUUCGUAAAGUUACUCAUGUCUAGUAAUGAAUUACGAUUAUUUGAUAAGAUCAGGGUAUUCCUAGAUGAAGAUUACAGUUCUGCAGAAAAUUUUACUGCUUUGGGAAAUUUAUAUUUUAUACACAAAUCUUUAGAUAACAAUUUAAUUUGGGAUUUUAAGGAAAUGAAAUUUAUUCCAGUACUAGGUAAAGAAAUUCAUUCAGGUAAUAUUGAAGCUGUUGUUACCAAGGAAAAGGCAAAAUUUCCUCAAGACUUCUUCCCAGAGUGUAAAUGGUCCAGAAAAGGUUUUAUGCGUACUAGGUGGUCUUUAAAUGGAACAGUUAUUGAUAUGGUUAACAUACAUUUAUUUCACGAUGCCUCGAACUUUGUUGCCAUGGAAUCAUAUCCUUCAGUAUAUUGUAAAAAUAGACGCAGAGCUUUAGAACAUACCUUACAAAGAUUCCACAAUGAUCCUUAUGCAAAAGCACCAUUCUUUUUAUUUGGAGAUUUUAAUUUUCGAACUGAUACAGAUGGAGUUGUUAAGAAACUUACUGCUGGUUUGAAACCAACACGAGUGCAAAAUAAUAAAAACAAUGAAUCUACAAAAGUUCAUUAUACAAAUGGGGAUAGUAAAUUGGUUCUAACAGUCGGCAAAAAGGAAUUUAAUCAUUCGGACCACCAAACAGUAUUCUUAAAUCCUACUCCUGAUUGGUUAAAAUCUUUUGACAAAGAGCUGGAAGCAUUUGAAAAUGCAUUGACUGAAUAUCCUGUAACUUUUCCACCAUCAUAUCCAUUUGAAGAAAAAUUAGCAAAAGCAACAAGUUAUAUGCAAACCAGAUGUCCCGCGUGGUGUGACAGGGUCUUAUUAAGCCGUAGUGCGAAACAAUUAGUAAGUGAAGAUUAUAAGGUGGAUUAUGGAUUGAUUGGUAUUAAUACCUGCAUGGGCGAUCAUAAGCCUGUUUACCUAAAAAUGGAUUUGAAAGGAAAUGCAGGUACCAUUGUGUGUUGUGAUCAUGCACCUUAUGCUUGCUUGCCUGACAAGUGCCAGUGUUGCCAAUUAUUUGCCUCAAUAAAAAUAAAUAUAGUUGACAUGAGCGAUUAUGUGACGAAUCCAAGAAGUAGUUAUUCAAAUAUAUCAGUAGAUUCUAAGUUGUUGCAUGAACCUAUAACAAAAGAUAUGCUUUCACAUGAACCGUAUACACCUGAAAGUGUAGAUUCACAUAUGCACUCUCCUUUAUCUGAAAAAGAGGAUGCAGAGGGAGAUGCUAGGCGAAAUUCUGUAUCACCAAUACAAUUAAAGAACAGGCUUGAAAGUAUUAUUAAACAUGACCUAAGAAAGUCACCAAAGAUGAUGAUAAGGUCUGCAUCAGAAAAUGUACAAGUCAGACAUUCGAGAGAUAACUUUUUCCGAAAUAGGGCCAUGUCAGAAAUUCCUAAAACAGCCAGGGCCAAACUUAUUUCUUCCAAUAGUAUUCAAUCAUUGCAAAGGUUGCAAAGUCAUCAUAGUUCCUCAGACGAGGACUGGUUUGAGUUUGAAAAUGAAUCUGUCACCAAUAGUUUAGACAUUUGUCAAGAGAAUACUGAUUCUCUAGGGAAUAUUUCUAAAGAAACAAAACAAAUCGCUAUAAUAGAGGACGAUAAGAUGCCUAGAAAACAUUGCCGAUUAAAGUUUAAAACUCACCACAAAAUUAGUUGUUGUGCUAUAGUGUGACUAUUUUUUUUUAUGUUUUUUAAUUUGUGAUUGCCGUAGAACUGUAGAAUAUAUUUUUUGCUUGCCUUGCAGAUUUACUCGAAUAAAACAGUGCUUAAUUAUAAAGAAGCUUCAGAAAUUUAAAAAAUAAAAUAUCAAAUGCAUAUAAAAAUUAGAUACAUACUAGCAAAUACCAAAUAAAUUUCUUUGUAAAUAAGUAAUUUUAAUAUUCACUUAGAUAAAUAGUACUUAAAAUGUAUAUAAUAUAAAACUGACGGGGUGUAACCCAUUUAAGAAAAGUUUAUGCUAGUACCUUUUUUUUUCUAAAAGUUGCAUUUUAAUGUAAACAUUAUAU
Molecule: messenger RNA, 2600 nt
Organism: Anoplophora glabripennis (Asian longhorned beetle)
Lineage: Eukaryota; Metazoa; Arthropoda; Insecta; Coleoptera; Cerambycidae
Gene: 5PtaseI
Product: type I inositol 1,4,5-trisphosphate 5-phosphatase
Exons: 7
Coding region: 380-2266 (628 amino acids)
Biological process (GO): phosphatidylinositol dephosphorylation
Molecular function (GO): inositol-polyphosphate 5-phosphatase activity
Source: RefSeq, a predicted model, not a curated record